AUGAAGCUAGUAUUAUUUAUCUGCUUAGUAGGAGCGUGCCUUGUUGCAGCGGAGGAAGAAGUGAGUGAAAAGUGCUUCCUGCACUGCCUUUUUGUUGACUGCUACAACUGCUACUAUAGUCUACACGACUGCAACUACUGCUGCAGAUUCGUCCCCAUCGACUGCGCCCUCAUUAACUGCUCCGAAUGCGACAUUAAGUACUGUGGACACUGCUGCGGUUUAGCCAAAGAUUCCGAAACAGUUUCAUAA
Messenger RNA from Nezara viridula (southern green stink bug), 249 nucleotides. The record is from the annotation of a GenBank genome assembly. NCBI's taxonomy places the organism in Eukaryota, Metazoa, Arthropoda, Insecta, Hemiptera, Pentatomidae.